AAUUCGACAGCGUGUUACAUUGUAAUUGUUCCGGACAACACCCGUUGGAAAUGGAGGGAGGUGGAAGACCGCACCGAGGCCGUGGCAGCGGCGGUAGAAGAGGAGGUGGUGGUGGAAGUGACUCUGGCUUCUCUGGUGAGCACAGAGGUGGUCGUGGGAGAGGUAGUCACCACCGUGGAAGGGGCAAAAGGGAUCAUUAUCGGGGAAGAGGACGCGGCACUCAUGCAGCGGACUUCUUCGGCAGCCGGGGCCAAGAUGUCAACGAUAAUGCAGAUUUUGAGGACGAGGGGCGCAGUGUAUUCUCCAGGAGAAAACUUGAAUCAAACUGGGACCGCUAUGAAGCGUCCGAGCUGGAAGAACAGAAUAAGGACGUGCCUGUGCAGAGGGGUACGGACUACCAUGCGCUCCUGGGCUCAGCGGGGGACUCGUUCUCACAGUUCCGAUUCUCUGAGGAGAAAGACUGGGAGGUGGACUCACUGGCUGCUCAUCAGAUGGCGGGUGUGUUUGUGGACCUGGCGCUGCUGGCCCAGUCUCUGCAGGAGCUGCCCCUCCACCAGCGGCUCAGUCUGGAGUCCGAGCUGGUCCAGGCGGCCACACCGGCAGAACUGCCUGCUGUAACCAUGGUGAGCAAACCAGACACCAACAAGCUAGGUGGAGUGGGUUUUAAGGCCACUACUCCUGUGCCCAAAAGCCUGGUGUCCGGCACAGGCAUGUCCAGCCCGGCGAAGAAGACACCGGUCAGCGCCGAGGCCCAUAUCUCCUCCAGUAAACUGGAGGCUCGUACGGAGGAGGCAGAUGAAGAGCUGGACCUACUCCUGGGCUUGCAGAAACCUGUAACUGAGCUCUCUCUCUCAGAGUCGCAACCCAACAAUGCUGCAGAAGAGGCUACUCCAGUCGGGGACCAAAAAGCAGCUAAUAAGAAGGAAACCGAGGAGGUCGUGGACAGGCCGAAGGAAGAGGAAACCGCACCCCAACUAGUGGCUGGGAAACAGGAAGUGAGUGAGGAGGACCUGGAGGACUGGCUGGACAGCAUGAUCUCCUGACCCCAGAGAACUUUCGCACAGAACUUUCCACUUGGUCUUCCGACAGACACAAUGGUUAGAAUCUGAUGCAGAACCGGAGGUGCAGCAACGGAACCCACUCGCCUAUACAGCGCAGACCAUUCCGCCAAAAGACCCGCGCUUAACCAAUCAGCUUCGCUUCUGUCAAAGUAUUCUGUUUAACACCAGGGUUUACUGACAGGGCUAAAACAAGCAGAGCUACUGACAUUGUUGUUUCCUGCAAAGGUCUUAGACUUAACAUGUAAGACGCUAAGCAGGUGCAAGGAUGUGCCUAGAGUAGUGACUCUUGUAUGGAUGCGCGUCCUUGUUCUCUUUGUGAGGCAUAGCUCAGACCAACAGGUGCGGUGAUGCCCUUGGGUGACUUUGGGGCUUUAUGUCUGUGGAUGGGAUUGAUGUGCUCAGAGACAUGACUGACAGCUGGGAAUUAUUGCAUCGGUUGCUUUAUUCUUUUCCCCCCUCCCCAAAAAGAAAUGGCGAUCACCAAAGCUACUACAUACAUACAAAUGGCCAUACAAUAGCAGUUUACUUUUUUUUUUUUGUUAUUCAAUAAACUCAUAGUUUGUUCUAAUUUUUUUUUUCUUAGCAGUGAAUUUAUCUGAAUGCUGUAAUCGGGAUCAUGUGCAGGUGGCUGUGAAGCCCCUUGCAGUAGCCGCGAACAAAUCCAAACUGAUAAACACUUAUUGCUAUGGUAACUUCUGUAUUCUAGAACAAACUCCAACUAAAGCCACAAAACUAACCUAGAUGUAACGAUGACUCACUACUUCAGGUCUAUAGCACUAAACAUUGAGGAGGGACAAAGUGUUAAUUUCUUAGUUUUUUUGCAUAGUUUCUCUUUCUAAGGCACUUUGACACUUGAUAAUACAUUAAAAUGGGCUCAAGUCGUG
Molecule: messenger RNA, 1945 nt
Organism: Alosa sapidissima (American shad)
Lineage: Eukaryota; Metazoa; Chordata; Actinopteri; Clupeiformes; Clupeidae
Gene: aven
Product: apoptosis, caspase activation inhibitor
Exons: 6
Coding region: 51-1043 (330 amino acids)
Biological process (GO): negative regulation of G2/M transition of mitotic cell cycle
Source: RefSeq, a predicted model, not a curated record